AUUUUUACUGAGUGAUCAUCAUUUUGUAAAUCGUUUAUAAGUUGGAUUGAUUUGGCCACUGCGAUUUGAAAUCGGAUUAAGAAAAUAAACAAUGCCUAAUUAUCGAAAUAAUGGUGGAGGAGGAGGUGGUGGUCGACGUGGUGGCGGCGGCGGUGGUGGUGGUGGUGGUGGCCGUGGUAAUUAUCAUCAACCACGAACAACUCGUGUUGAUGUAACUUUGCAACGUGAAAGUCAAUAUAUUUCACCAAAUGGAAAUCAAUAUUCCGAAACCCGAACAUUACAAGCAAGUGCUCGUGUACCACAAUCUGAAGCUAGGCUUAUUUUACAAGAUCCAAGUCGUGUAUUAACAAAUGAUAAUACACAAUUCAAACAAUUACGUUAUAAUUAAGAGAGAA
Molecule: messenger RNA, 395 nt
Organism: Dermatophagoides pteronyssinus (European house dust mite)
Lineage: Eukaryota; Metazoa; Arthropoda; Arachnida; Sarcoptiformes; Pyroglyphidae
Source: RefSeq, a predicted model, not a curated record